Molecule: messenger RNA, 1550 nt
Organism: Ipomoea nil (Japanese morning glory)
Lineage: Eukaryota; Viridiplantae; Streptophyta; Magnoliopsida; Solanales; Convolvulaceae
Product: nucleolin 1-like
Exons: 4
Coding region: 1019-1330 (103 amino acids)
Molecular function (GO): nucleic acid binding
Source: RefSeq, a predicted model, not a curated record
GAUUAUAUGAUUAUAUAUUACUUUGGUAUUAUUUAAAUCCAUGACCUUUGUUCCAAUUCAUUUAUAAGAGCUGACCACAUUUUGAUCUUAGAAUACUUGCUCAAGAAAUCUCAUCAUAAUAGGGCUUUACAAAUAAUAUGGAUCUGACAUGCUAGAUUGUUGCAGAGUUGCAGUUAUGCUUUUGUUAGAUUUCCUUCUACAUCUUUCUGUCUACAUUAAAUUUCUUACCAUGUUCUUCUUAUGGGAGUCAAGUCCAAGCAAUGAAUCCAAGGACCGAGUAAAAACACAGGCAGUAGAGAGCCAACAUCACAUUUGAGACUACCAAAGUCCUGAGAUAAAAGGGGAAUUUGCAUGUUUGGUGACUUGAUCGAGUUGCACAUUUGAUGCAUUUAAUGAAAUUUGACACAAAUAAUGAGGCUAGAGAUAUCUCCAUUUGGUAGAAAAAUAACAUGCCUGUAUAGGGUGCUGGAUCUCCAUCUGGUAGAACAAUAACAUGCCUGUAUAGGGUACUGGAGUUUGUUUUGUGCACUGUCUUCAAUAUUUAAGUACCCUUCUAGAAGGGUCACCAAUUAAUAGAAUAUGAAAACAUAUUUAAAAAUCUUUAUAACGUUCUAAUAUUCCAUAUCCCUAGCAAAAUGAAAGAAUCGAAUUCUCUUCUGUCUCAUCAGUUUCAUAACGUUCCAAUAUUCUCUUCUGUUACACGGUAAUGCUUAUGCCUGGGGAAUUUGGUUGACUUUAUUAGCUAGAUGGAGGAUUAGUUUAGGCGAGUAUAUUGAGUUUGUGAUUUGUUGGGUGAGGUUGGUCAUGUGUUAACUAAACUUCAAAUUUGUUUGGGGAGGUUCCAGUUUGUCCAACCUUAAUGGAAGUUUACAUAUCCAAGAUGGAAAAAGAAAUAAUCUCUCUAUCAUUUGUUUCACAGAAUUUGCUAAAAGCCUUUUGCUUAUGCAGAUUCAGAACUGCUUAAUGUUGUUGCCUCUGGUUCUCUAGAUAUUAUUCAAUUUUUUACUGUUAUGGCAAUAUGCAACACAGUGAUUCCUGUACAAAGGCUCUUCAACUUAAUGGCCAACAGUUGUUGGGCCGAGAAGUGACUCUUGACCUUGCUAAAGAGGGGGGAGCUUAUACUCUGAAUGCUGGGAAAUUUGAUAACUCCUUCCAGUGGCAGUUCAAGGGUGGAGGUGAAAGUACAACUGUGUUUGUUAAGGGGUUUGACAAGAAUGACCUUGAAGAUAAGAUCAGGAGUUCUCUUGAGGAUCAUUUUAGUUGUUGUGGAGAGAUUAAAGGUAUCGGACUUCCAACGGACAUUGAAGGGAACAUUAAAGGGUAUGCCUAGUGGCUUUAGGAUGUUGUGUCUGGAUCCUCUUCAACUAAAAUUUCAACUGCCAACCUCAAUAGUUUUGAUGAACAUGAAAAUUAUUAUCCAUCUUUAUGUACAUAGAAUUGUAUAUAUUCUCGUGUCUAGUUUGACAUAUUUUAAGAAUAAUUUGAUCACAUUACAUUUUUGUAAUUCAAUAUUAUACUGUGAAAAAUAUUCUUCUAUUUUAAACAUUUAA